AUGAAAGGGACCCUUCUGCUGGCCUUGCUGGUGACUGGAGAACUGAGCUUCCAGACAACAGAAUCACUUGUUCCUUUUUUCAAUGUCUAUGCAAGUGUUCUCUCUGGAAAAAGAUUGUAUCAAGAACUCCAGACAUUCAAUGCUACUGCAGAGGUAAAGGUGGCCUUGGAAAAAAAUCUGUGGCUGCUAGAGGAAAAUUUAAGAAACAUGUUACUGGAACCUCAAAUUAAGGAAGCCAUGAUUGCCAGCCAAGAAUCCCAGUCAAACUAUGAAGUUGACAAUAUAAGAUCCAUAUUAGACUAUAUUUCCAGGCUAUUAGGAGAGUAGAUGUUAAUGUGUUUUGGGUACCCAUCUUUGCAACAUGUCUGAUCCACGUGCCAUCUUGCUGACCUGUCCUCUUUCUUUCCUGAAGUUGGAUUCCUGAUACUGUUCCUUCAUCAUUCAGUCUCUUAGACUGAUUCUAAUAAAAGCUUGCAACU
Messenger RNA from Mus musculus (house mouse), 479 nucleotides. RefSeq names its product secretoglobin, family 2B, member 15 (gene Scgb2b15). The transcript is spliced from 3 exons. The record is from RefSeq and is a predicted model, not a curated record. Bases 1 to 327 code for a protein of 108 amino acids. NCBI's taxonomy places the organism in Eukaryota, Metazoa, Chordata, Mammalia, Rodentia, Muridae.